GCGACGCGCGCCCGGCUGCUAACAGCUGCGGUGGUCGCCAGAGUCGAGUCAGAGUACGCAAAGUGCCAUGUUCCUGGCUGUCCAGCACGACUGCGUACCCAUGGACAAGAGCGCAGGCAACGGCCCCAAGGUCGAGGAGAAGCGGGAGAAAAUGAAGCGGACGCUCUUGAAGGAUUGGAAGACCCGUUUGAGCUACUUCUUACAAAAUUCCUCCACCCCUGGGAAACCCAAAACUGGCAAGAAAAGCAAACAGCAAACUUUUAUCAAACCUUCUCCCGAGGAAGCGCUGCUCUGGGCAGAAGCAUUCGAUGAACUGCUGGCCAGUAAAUAUGGGCUUGCAGCAUUCAGGGCAUUUUUAAAAUCUGAGUUCUGUGAAGAAAAUAUUGAAUUCUGGUUGGCUUGUGAAGACUUCAAAAAAACCAAGUCACCCCAAAAACUGUCCUCCAAAGCAAGGAAAAUAUAUACUGACUUCAUAGAGAAGGAAGCUCCCAAAGAGAUAAACAUAGACUUUCAAACAAAAACGCUGAUUGCCCAAAAUAUCCAAGAGGCUACAAGUGGCUGCUUUACCACAGCCCAGAAGAGGGUGUACAGCUUGAUGGAGAAUAAUUCUUACCCUCGCUUCUUGGAGUCAGAGUUCUACCAGGACUUGUGUAAAAAGCCACAGAUCACAACGGAGCCCCAUGCUACAUGAGGCCAGGUGCCCCCAACAGAGGACAUUUCAUUGUCUCCCGAGACAAAAGGCUAUGACCUGCCAAGAGACUGACCUUGAAUUCAGCCUGGGUGUUAGGAAACAUCACUCAGAACUAUUGAUUCAACGUUGGGUAGUGAAUCAGGAAGCCAGCGACCUAGGACAGGCUCUGUGUGGCAACAGCUUCCCUCGCUGUGUGAAGAACAGAGGGAGGGAACCGUGCUCUGAGUGUGCUGUUCCUCGCUGGGAAAGCAGGGGUCUGAAAUGAAAGACACGAAGGAAUGUUGUUGGUCGGAACAUUUAAAAUCAAUAGGUCUGGGAUUAUGUGGCCUUAGCUAGCUGGCUGUACAUCUUUCCCUAAAUCAGUCCAUUGUUACCACGUAGUGGUUUUACUUCUAGUUUUAAUAUUUCAGUACUAAGUGACAUUAAAAUGUUUACUGUGUGCAAGGGUGUUGAGGUUCUUAGGACUACAGGUGGUUAGUACUAUUGUGUCAUGUAUCACUGAAACUGAAGAGUAUGCGUGCAUUGUUGAAUGGGGUGUAAGAUGACAUGAGUGCUGUUCUCUAGAAAUCUGGUGUCUGUUAUGAGUGCCAAAAACUGUCUUGCAGGCAGCUAAACUUUGAAGUGGUUUUUGAAUACUUUUAAUAAAUUUAUUUUGAUAAAUAAUGUCAUUGAACAUUUGGAAGUCCAGAUGUGACUCUGUUGUUUGAUUUCAGUAAUUGGAAAUAUGACCGAUAUAAAAGAAAACAGCUUUCUAGUAAAGAGAUGACCAUGGGUUGAUUAUUGUACCAGUCCACUGAGAGCUGACAGCCCUUAGAAUGAGAAAUGGUUGCUUCAAGGAAGAUGAAACUAUAGACAUUAUGUAGUCUUAAGAAAAUCAGAUCACAUCCCUAGGCCUGCUCAUUGUGAAAGUUAAACUUGUUAUUUAAUAAAAUAAAAAGAAAUAAAGAA
Molecule: messenger RNA, 1639 nt
Organism: Mesocricetus auratus (golden hamster)
Lineage: Eukaryota; Metazoa; Chordata; Mammalia; Rodentia; Cricetidae
Gene: Rgs2
Product: regulator of G protein signaling 2
Exons: 5
Coding region: 68-691 (207 amino acids)
Source: RefSeq, a predicted model, not a curated record